UGAAACUUUGCCACUGUUUCAUAAAGAGAGAAAGGGUAUCUGUCGUUUCACCCUGUACGUCGUUGGUCUCUUUGGGAGAAAUAUCGCCGGUCAGUGGUCUCCGAUCGUCGUCUUUUCGGUCCCACUGCAGCCGCCGGCGAAGUCCGAAGCGUCGAGAACAAAAUGUAUGAUCAUAGGAAGAGUGGUGAGAAUAUUUUGGAGAACAUAAUAGAAACCAUUGCUGAUGCUGUGCCGAAGCAAAAGUCUGGUGGAUUCUUCAAUGAGGGAGCUUCAGUCGCUGACAAGUUAAAUAACAAGAUAAAUAAGCACUUUGGUCGGCAGAAGUCAGUUCAUCACAUUCUUGGGGGUGGAAAAUCUGCUGAUGUGUUUCUGUGGAGAAACAAGAAAAUAUCUUCAAGUGUCUUGGUCGGUGCAACGCUUGUAUGGGUUUUCUUUGAAUGGCUUGACUACCAUUUUCUCACUCUGGUGUGCUUUGCUCUAGUUAUUGGAAUGGUUGUUCAGUUCGUUUGGGCUAAUGCUUCUGGCAUAAUUAAUCGGUCUUCAUCUGAAGUUCCUCGGCUUGUCUUGCCAAAUGAGUAUUUUGUGAAUGCCGCUGUCUCUAUCGGUGCACAAGUGAAUAUGUUCUUAGGAUUCAUUCAGGAUGUUGCAUGUGGAAGAGACUUAAAGAUGUUUGCAAUGGUUGUCCUUGGCUUGUGGGCAGCUGCUGUCAUUGGUAGCUGGUGCAACUUUCUUACUGUCCUUUACAUUGGCUUUGUUGCUGUUCACACUGUACCUGUGUUGUAUGAGAAGUACGAAGACCAAGUUGAUGACUUCAUAUACAAUCUCCUUGGACAGCUCCAGCUGCAGUAUCGCAAGCUUGACAAGGGUGUACUAAGCAAAAUACCCAAGGGAAAUCUCAAGUCCAAGAAAAAUGAGUAGAAUUCUUCUUUUUUGUAGUUAUCAUCAGACUUACAUAUUUUCCUGCAUUAUGAAAUUGUCAAGGAAGCCAUUAUUUUGCCACUUUCUGCUGCUUAUGUACUAAAAGAAAAUUUACUUAGUUACAUGGCAGUGAUGAUAUGCUUAUCUAGUUUGCAGUAGUUUAA
Dendrobium catenatum is the source of this 1082-nucleotide messenger RNA. RefSeq names its product reticulon-like protein B8. The coding region runs from base 163 to 918 and encodes 251 amino acids. The record is from RefSeq and is a predicted model, not a curated record. The transcript has 6 exons. Lineage: Eukaryota; Viridiplantae; Streptophyta; Magnoliopsida; Asparagales; Orchidaceae.